This is a messenger RNA of Ochlerotatus camptorhynchus, 1398 nucleotides long. RefSeq lists its product as uncharacterized. The transcript has a single exon. Gene Ontology annotation, molecular function: nucleic acid binding. Gene Ontology annotation, biological process: DNA integration. Bases 1 to 1398 code for a protein of 465 amino acids. Lineage: Eukaryota; Metazoa; Arthropoda; Insecta; Diptera; Culicidae. The record is from RefSeq and is a predicted model, not a curated record.
AUGAACUACGGACAAGUGGAGAAGGAAGCAUUGGCCCUGAUAUUCGCUGUCACCCGUUUCCACAAAAUGCUGUAUGGACGACACUUCCUCCUGCAAACCGAUCAUCAACCGCUACUCAAGGUUUUCGGCUCAAAGAAAGGUAUUCCUGUUUACACAGCAAACCGUUUGCAGCGCUGGGCCUUUACACUUCUGCUGUACGAUUUCGACAUCCAACACGUUUCAUCGACGAAUUUUGGCUAUGCAGAUUUUCUAUCCCGGCUAAUGUCAUCGCAGCAUAGACCAGAUGAGGAUUACGUCAUAGCCGCCGUGUGCGUCGAAUCUGAAGCAAAAGCAGUUCUCGACGACACCAUCAGCAACCUUCCAGUCACGCACCAGAUGAUUGUGGCUGAGACGCGAAAGGAUCCAGUUCUUCAGCAAGUGGUGAAUUUCCUUAACGAAGGUUGGCCAGCAAAUGCGAAGCAAGUUGCUGAUCCUGAUGUCAAGAAGUUCUUCGCCAGACGAGAUGGACUUCAAGUUGUCGACAACUGCGUUAUGUUCGACGAUCGAAUCGUCGUCCCAUCAAAGUUUCGAAAGCGGAUCGUUCGUCAACUGCAUCGUGGACACCCAGGAAUGGACCGAAUGAAGUCUCUGGCCCGAAGUUACAUCUACUGGCCUAACGUUGACGACGAUGUGGAGCAAUUUGUCCGUCAGUGCACUGCAUGUGCUGAAGCAGCGAAGUCCCCGACAAAAGCAACCUUGGAGUCAUGGCCUCUUCCGGACAAGCCAUGGCAACGUGUCCAUAUCGAUUUUGCUGGUCCGAUCCAUGGAUACUACUAUUUCGUCAUGGUAGAUGCUUUCUCUAAGUGGCCCGAAGUUUUUCGCACUCAAUCCGUUACCACAACUGCAACCCCGAAUAUGCUGCGUGAAACGUUUUCUCGUUACGGCAACCCAGACACAUUGGUCUCAGACAACGGAACUCAAUUCACCAGCGAGCAGUUUCAACAGUAUUGCCGUGCAAAUGGUUUCACCCAUCUCCGCACUGCUCCCUACCACCCGCAGUCCAACGGCCAAGCGGAGCGAUUCGUAGAUUCACUCAAGCGUGGCCUCAAGAAGCUAGCCAAGGGGGAAGGAUCAGCCACACUGGAGCACAUGCAGACAUUCCUUUCGGCGUAUCGUUCAAUCCCAAACCGAAACACACCGCAGUCGACGUCUCCAGCAGAAGCAUUCCUGGGAAGACCAGUGCGCACCACUUUGGGCCUACUGAAGAAACCUGUUCCUGUAACUGAAGCUGUCAAGAACCACAAACAAAACGAACAGUUCAAUUGGCGGCAUGGAGCAGUCAAGCGCGAGUUUGAAGAAGAUGACCUGGUCUACGUUGAACAGCAUCGCAGAAACGCCAAGUCCUGGAUUCCUGGUUGA